Messenger RNA from Stegodyphus dumicola, 481 nucleotides. RefSeq lists its product as uncharacterized. The record is from RefSeq and is a predicted model, not a curated record. Lineage: Eukaryota; Metazoa; Arthropoda; Arachnida; Araneae; Eresidae.
AUAAAAAUGAAAACAUUCGAUGAAUUCCACGCUUUCAUUUCUAUUUUGGUACUUAGAAAGGUAAUCAAUACCUCAUUUCUCCAGCAUGGAAUGUUUAAGUACUGUUUACGACUGGAAGUAUAGUCUAUUUCUCGUUGUUUCACUCAGCUUUAUUGCAGAUGUGAGCUGUCUGAAAUGCCACCAAUGCUUUUGGAGCGAGAUUACAGACGAUUUCAAGAUCCAGGAUAGAUUGAAGAAAUUGGAAGAUCGGAAGUAUCCCGUUGCCGAACCUUUCAUCGGCAUGAAAAUACAACGUCCACCAAACAAAACCGAAGUCAUGAGCAAUUGCCCUGUGGUGACUUGCAAAUACGAGUCAGACAGUUGUCUCAAGUGGAGUUUUGUCUCUAAUAGUAAGUUGGCUUUAAAAACAAUCUCAGUUCAGCCUACUUCUAAUUUAACAGAAUAUAUUGUGGACGACAUCCCGACUAUCCAAGAAAUUUAA